UUCUCUGUAUUAACAAUUUAUUAUGCAGGUAAACCCCUUCAACGCCCGUAGUCUAACAUCAAUUUGUUUUACAGAUCAAAACAUCACUGCAAAAAUGAACUUUGUGCGUCAUCGUUUAGUGCUUGGAUUAGUUUUGUUGGCCACCGUUCUGCUGUACCUUCUACUGCCGUCCAUGCGUCAAGGUAGCAUGGAACCGUCCUUGGACAUUGAAAAGAUGGGUCUUACACCGGCAUCUCCUCAGCCGCCAUCAACUACCAAUGUUACGGUACGAACUGGACAGUUGCCCGGGGAUCCCCCACUGUUCUUCAGGGAGGCUUUACCAAGUGAUUCCACCGGUAGACAAAUUUUGCCCAGACUGCAGGUUGUGCUACUACAUGGCCAGGCAUUUACUUCAAAAACCUGGGAGGAGCUGGGCACUCUUGGCCUGUUGGCCACCAAUGGCUAUCAGGCCAUUGCUUUGGAUCUACCUGGCUUUGGAAACUCUCCAGAUUCCGAGUCCGUGAAAACUGAUCAAAGUCGUGUGGAUCUGUUGAAACGCUUCUUAGAGGCAUUAGGAGUGCGGGCACCUGUGUUGUUAAGCCCAUCCAUGAGUGGGCAUUACUCUUUGCCCUUCCUCAUGAAACACAGCGAUCAGCUACAUGGUUUUGUUCCCAUAGCCCCUGUUGGUACCCGAAGUUAUACUCCAAAACAGUACCAGGACAUCAAGACCCCAACUUUGAUUGUGUAUGGAGGGCUUGACACCAACCUGGGGGCUCAGUCUCACAAGAACCUGAUUCAGCUGCCUCACCACAUUGUGGUCAAGUUGGAGGGAGCACGCCAUGCCUGCUACAUGGACAAACCCCGCGAGUUUCAUCAGGCACUGCUUGACUUUCUUAGCAAGCUAAAGUGACUGACAGAG
Chanos chanos (milkfish) is the source of this 898-nucleotide messenger RNA. It is a transcript of the gene abhd14a, whose product is annotated as abhydrolase domain containing 14A. The record is from RefSeq and is a predicted model, not a curated record. The transcript is spliced from 4 exons. Bases 23 to 889 code for a protein of 288 amino acids. Gene Ontology annotation, cellular component: cytoplasm. NCBI's taxonomy places the organism in Eukaryota, Metazoa, Chordata, Actinopteri, Gonorynchiformes, Chanidae.